This is a messenger RNA of Orbilia oligospora ATCC 24927, 1338 nucleotides long. RefSeq lists its product as uncharacterized. Gene Ontology annotation, molecular function: calcium channel activity; uniporter activity. The transcript is spliced from 5 exons. Lineage: Eukaryota; Fungi; Ascomycota; Orbiliomycetes; Orbiliales; Orbiliaceae. The coding region runs from base 1 to 1338 and encodes 445 amino acids. The record is from RefSeq and is a predicted model, not a curated record. Gene Ontology annotation, cellular component: mitochondrial inner membrane; uniplex complex. Gene Ontology annotation, biological process: calcium import into the mitochondrion; mitochondrial calcium ion homeostasis.
AUGCUCUUGCGCACGCGACACUGUACUCAGAACUUCCAAACGCCUUAUCUUGGGUAUAUAAUACACCACCAACCCGGAAUCUCCCAUGGUCAGCUUUGGAGAUCAUUUUCUGCCCAUGCAAAUUUACAGGCUCGUCAACAAGUCCUUCACGGUCUCACGGCAAAACUGACGAGUACUCCGUCCCGUCUCUUCAAACUCAUCCUCCCACUGCCAGCAGUUCAUGAAGAUGGUGAUCAAGAUCGUUCGCUGAGUCCCAAGGAAACCGAACAUUAUGAGAAACAUCCACCGUCCUCGCUUUCAAAACCAUCUACGUCUGUAAACCAUCUAGAUCAAAAGCCAAAACAUUUGGCUCUUUUGAUUCAUCCGAAUCAACCAAUCUCGCAUCUUGCGCAGUUGAUCCAAUCUCAAUUGCCGACUCUUAAGUCAGGCAGAGUCCCCAGUGUAAAUUUCUAUAGACCAUUGGAUACUCCACCUCCAAAAUCCGAGGUCAUUGCACCUUCUGAAGAUGAAGUUGUGAGCUCGGGUGGAGAGGGGGCGCCAAAGUCUGCGCAAGGGAGGGAUGUAGAUGAUGAAGAGGAGAGUCUGGUCCUUUGGUCAGGGAGUACUGAAAUUGGUGAUUUUGUUAGGGAUGCUGCGGUUGGGCAUGAAGAGGAGGAGAUGGGACUUCAGGGUGGGUUUGUCAUUGAUAUCGAGGGCACCGUAGACAAGAGUGGAGUCUGGGUUUCCGUCCCAAGUUUUAACGAUAGAACUGUCUUUCUGAGGAAGAGAUAUAAAUCGAUUACGAAAGAGAUCGAAGGACUAGUUGAGUUAAAAGAGAAAUGCGAUAAACUAGCUCAGAAAACUGCCCAACAUAUGGCUCUCGGUGGUUUUGGAGCAAUGAUCGGUUGGUGGGGCUUGGUAUAUUUUCUCACAUUCAAUACGUCUCUUGGAUGGGAUACUAUGGAGCCAGUAACGUACCUCGCCGGCCUUUCAGGUAUUAUGGCGGGUUAUCUUUGGUUUCUAUACCAUAACCGUGAAGUCUCAUAUCGUUCUGUACUGCACGCUACAAUCUCGCGGCGUCAGCUAGCGUUGUACGAUCAACAUGGGUUUGACAUGGAUAGAUGGCAAGAGCUACUCGAUGAAGGUCGGUCGUUGAGACGAGAGAUUAAAAUAGUCGCAGAAGAGUAUGGUGUUCGGUGGGAUGGAAAAGCGGACUCUGAAUCUUCGGGCGAUUUCGGGGUUGUGAGCCGAGAAAGGAAGAAGCGGGCAGCCAAAGUAGAGGAGGUAUUAAAGAAGGAGGAAGAGAAAACGGAGAACGGGAAGCAUUCAUCAAAGAAAGAAGAUGGAGAUGAUCAUUAA